Cotesia congregata is the source of this 330-nucleotide messenger RNA. The record is from the annotation of a GenBank genome assembly. Lineage: Eukaryota; Metazoa; Arthropoda; Insecta; Hymenoptera; Braconidae.
AUGGACGCUGGUCGUGGCCGUGGACAGGUGGCCCGUGGCCGAGUAGUCGGUGGCCCCCAAGCCCGUGGCCAAGUCAGGGGGGGACGCAACCCCGCAACAUCAGGGGCCCGUGGGGCCCAGCGGCCAGCCGUUCGUGGGGGGGUCCGCGCCAAGGGAAGUUUACCAGGUGAGGAUGGUCUUGUAAACGGUGGCGGUGGUGGUGGUGGUGGUGGUGGUGGUGGCAGUGGUGGUAGUGGUGGCGUCGGUUUUACUGAUAGAUCAGGGGCAACAGGCGCCGCGACUGGUGACGAUCAUGAAUGGUAUCAAGAUUCAUACAAUUCGUGGAGCUAA